AUGAAUAUAAUAGUAAAAAUAAUUUUAGCACGAGCAACGGAUCCAUUUUUAGCGGAAAAAGAUCGUUCAAAAUUUGUUGAUGAAUUAUGUGAACGAAUAAAUAAGGAUUAUGACGGUGCAAGUAUUGCAACUCGUUUAUUGGCACACAAAUUGUUAAGUCCUGAUCAAAGUGAAGCUCUUUGCGCUCUAAAGACAAUUGAUAGAUGUGUGAGGCGUUGUGGACAACGAUUUCAUGCAGAAAUUGCUAAAUUUCGAUUCCUUAAUCAGUUUGUUAGAUUAUUGUCGCCAAAGGUAAUGAUUUUUCGUUUUGCUUCCAUAAUUUCUUUUAUUUUUUUCACUUUCAUUUUAAGAAUUAAACUUUACCAAUUAAAAUAUAAUGGUGAAUCAACAAGUGAAGAAGUUAAAAAACUUGCGAUUGAAAUGUUGUUUAUAUGGCAAAAGUCGAUGAGAUAUUUCACAAAAUUCAAAGAAGUAUACGAUAUGCUAAAAGACCAAAAUGUUAUAUUAAAUGAUCCUGAGCCACAAAUUGAAGCAAUAAAUGUAGAAAUACCACCGCGAUUAGCGACAUUCGAGGAUGAAGAAAAAUCAUUGCUGUUAUCGCAAUUACUGAAGAGCAAUAAAAAGGAUGAUCUUUAUGCUGCCAAUCAAUUAAUCAAAAGUAUGGUAAGAUCUGAAAAUCAAAAGCUGGAACGAAUUCAUCGGCGAAAUGAUAUAUUGGAAAAAGUGAAAAACAAUUGUCGUAUUUUGGAUGAUAUUCUAGCUUGUUCAAAUAUAAAUGAAAGAUCAAAAAAAGAUCUCGAAUUAGCCUCGGAAUUAUCUUCUUAUCUGGCCAAUAUCCGUCCAACUUUAUAUCAUUAUAUAGGAGAAGCUACUGAAACUGAUUAUGAUGCUCUUGCUGAUAUUCUAUUUGUAAAUGAUACAAUCAAUAAAACUUUGCAAAAUUAUAAAAGCUUUACGAAUAAUUUGGCUUCUCAUGGAAAUAUAACUGAUGAACUGAUCAUUGUUGAAAAUUCUUGUAUGCAAAACAGAGAUGAUGCGGCUGUUGGUCAUUUAUUGACGCCAAGAAAAAAUGACAACAGCGCUGCGAAUGAUGAAGAACCUCUUAUAUCAAUGGAAACGAAAUUAAGCUUAGAUUUGAACGAGCUGUCUUUACUUAUGGAUCAAGCAUCAUUUAUUGAAUCUAAUACUACUGUUCGUGAUCGCUUGGAAAAUGUUAAUGAAAAUGUUAAUUCAAAUCAUCAGUGCGAAGAAAGCAUACGAAUGACGGUGGAAAGCUCUGUUGAUCCUUUUAAUAGCUCAUCAUCAGAAAUUAAUUCAAAUAUUGUUUGA
Molecule: messenger RNA, 1329 nt
Organism: Dracunculus medinensis (Guinea worm)
Lineage: Eukaryota; Metazoa; Nematoda; Chromadorea; Rhabditida; Dracunculidae
Source: the annotation of a GenBank genome assembly